Molecule: messenger RNA, 9055 nt
Organism: Biomphalaria glabrata
Lineage: Eukaryota; Metazoa; Mollusca; Gastropoda; Planorbidae
Exons: 4
Coding region: 553-2613 (686 amino acids)
Molecular function (GO): catalytic activity
Source: RefSeq, a predicted model, not a curated record
AGAUGAGUUAAAUUUUUCGUUUUGUUGUAUUAAAUCAAACCAAAUUCAUUAAAAAAGCUAUUUAACUAAUAAACUAAUAUCUUUAAAUUAUAUAUUUAACUUAAUUCAGCAUUUUUUCUACUAAUUAAUUCAAAUUAACAAUUCUUAGCUUAGGACUUUUUUGUCUCACUAAUCCUUAAUAAUCCUUAUAAUUUAUUAGAUCUAGAUCUAGUCUAUAUUUAUUAUUAUAUCCUUAGAUUUUAGAUCUAGUCUGUCUAGUGUUAGACUUAGACUUUAAUUAAGGCUUUAGAUCUACUAAUCAUCUACUAAUACUACUAAUAAUAACUAAUAGUAAUAUUCUAUGUAGUUAGUUAUACACGUAAAUAUAUUGAUCUAGAAUUAGAUCUAGAAUCUAGAUCUAGUCUAGGUCCACAUUUUGAAUUUAAUAAACCAUUUGAUUUGAUUUAAUUGUCAUUGUAAACUAGCUUUCACUUUAGAUUUAGACUUAACUUAGGCAUUGUAAACCUUAAACUAGAUUUAGACUAGACUAAACUAAAAUCAAGAGCAGUCAUCAUGAAAUUGCUCUGGCUAUUUAUCCUAAUAAUCACCAAAUGCACACUAGCUGAACACAGAACUAGAUCUACCUUUGUCAACACUAAACUUAAAAAGGAAACAACAGUCAUAAUCAAUCAUCACACUUUAGAACAAUGCAACUUCAAAAAUAACCUAACAUACACAUCUAUAACAUUAAAGAAGAUUACCCAUCACAAAUGGAAGUUCUCAAUCAGACACAGCAGAAAUAAAUACCUAUCACUGUUAAUAUUAAUGGCAGGAGAUGUAGAGUCAAAUCCAGGGCCUAGAUCUAAAGAUAGAUGCAACAUCUGCAAAAAAAUAUGCACCCUGAAACAGAAAGCCAUUCAAUGUGACACCUGCGAUGAAUGGUACCAUGCAUCAUGUCUCCAUAUGAAUACACCUGUGUAUUAUGCCUUAGGCAACAAAGACGCAUCAUGGCACUGUGUACCGUGUGGGUUACCUCAGUUUACAUCAGGACUGUUUGAUUCCUUUGAUGUGGACACUUCUAACCCAUACAACAUCCUAAACACCAUCCCGAACCAAACUCACCAACCACUAGCCAGAUCCACUCCUGUUAAACCUAAAUCUACUAAAAUUAAUACAACAGCCUCACUAAACAAACCUACUAAAGAAGUAAUACCAAAAUACCUUAAAACCUUAGUUAUAAAUUUUCAAAGCAUUAGGAACAAAACAGCAGACUUAGAAAUUUUAUUAGAAUGUGAGAAACCAGACAUAAUUGCAGGAACAGAAACUUGGCUGCAUCCUGAAAUUUAUAAUGCAGAAAUUUUCAAUAGUAAUUAUGAAAUUUUUAGAAAAGAUAGGGCUGAUAAUCAUGGAGGAGUUCUUUUAGCAAUAAAAAACACUCUUAUAGCAGAAGAAAUUACCUUACCUAACUCAAAAAAUGUAGAAUCAACAUUUUGUAAAAUUAAUACCACCUCAACAUCCCUAAUAAUAGGCAGCAUUUACAGACCACCAAAUUCUAGUUUAGAAUACAUGCAGGAACUAUGUAAUCAGAUUACUACACUUAAAGAGACAAAUAAAAAUGCAGUUUUUUGGAUUAUGGGUGAUUUCAACCUACCUGAUAUAAAUUGGAAAACACUAACCAUAGAUAAACACCAAAACCUUAAGGAUAUAAAUGAGCUUUUCAUAGAAACUUUACACAACCUAAGUUUAGAUCAAAUCAUUAAAAAGCCAACUAGAUUAAACAACACAUUAGAUCUCUUCUUAACCAACAGACCUGGAUUAGUAGUUGAUUAUGAAAUUAUCCCUGGUCUAUCAGACCAUGAGAUCAUAAAAAUACACAGUCAGAUAAAAGCAGUAGCCAAUACAAAACCCAAAAGAAAAAUCUUACUCUGGAAUAAAUGUAACCUAACACAACUACACCAAGCUGCACUAAACUUUCAACAAACAUUCUUAUUAGAAAAAGACAUUAACCAACCAGUCGAUGACCUCUGGAAUUUCAUUAAAAACCAUCUUAAAAGCAUAAUAGAAAAUCAUAUACCAACUAAAUACACAUCAAACAAAAUAAAUAAAUGCUGGUUUAAUAAUAGACUAAAGAAGCUUUGUAAACAGAAGGAAAACCUCUAUAGAAAAUUUAAAGAAACUAAUGCAGAAAGAGUUUACAAAAAGUAUAUAAAAAUUAAACACUUAACCCAAAAAGUAAGCAGACAGCUGCAGAGUGAAUACAUAAACAAUGUAAUAUCUAAAGAUAACAACAAAAACCUAUGGUCAUACAUUAAGUCUAAGAAAAUGGAAACAACAGGCGUAGCGCCAUUAAAAGAUGAACAUAACAUAAUACAUAAUGAUAAUGAAACUAAAGCAAACAUUCUAAACAAAUACUUUGCAUCAGCAUUCUCAGCCCCAGGAGACAAAGACAUAUUACUGAAUUUGAACCAAGUAGACAACAUAGAAGAUAUAGUAGUACAAGAAAAUGGAAUUCAAAAACUAUUAGCCAACACCAAACCAAAUAAAGCUUCUGGACCUGAUGGUAUUCCAGCUAGAUUACUCAAAGAACUAAGUAAUGAGCUAGCCCCAGUGUUCAAAAUACUCUUUCAGGCUUAACCAGGGCAGAGUACCAAAGGACUGGAAAGAAGCUAAUAUCACCCCCCUAUUUAAAAAAGGAGAAAAAUCUGACCCAGGGAACUACAGACCAGUAUCACUUACCAGCAUCACAUGUAAAAUCCUAGAACACAUAUGUAGCAACAUCAUAAACCACUUAGACAAACAUAAUGUCCUCACACCAUACCAACAUGGCUUUAGGAAAUAUAGAUCAUGUGAAACACAACUAAUAGGACUAAUUGAUGAUUUUUCAAAAGGUUUAGAUAAUAGUGAACAAAUAGAUGCUAUCUUACUAGAUUUUUCUAAGGCUUUUGACAAAGUUCACCACCAUAGUUUGCUUAAAAAAUUAAAAUAUUUCGGCAUUAAUGGUCCACUGCAUCAGUGGAUUAAAGACUUUCUGAUAGGGAGAGAACAAACUGUAAUAAUAAAUGGCUCUAAAUCAACACCGAUAACAGUAAACUGAGGUGUACCUCAAGGUACAGUCUUGGGUCCACUACUAUUUUUAAUUUACAUAAAUGAUUUACCAAAUUGCAUUAGUUCAGGAACAAAAGUCAGAUUAUUUGCAGACGAUUGCAUAAUAUAUAGAACAAUAAAAACAACACAAGACACAGAUAUUUUACAAAGAGAAUUAGAUGAAUUACAGAAAUGGGAAUCAAAUUGGAGCAUGUCUUUCCACCCAGAAAAAUGUCAGUUGUUAAGAGUAACAAAAAAACUAAAACAAAUUAAUUCCACUUAUCUUAUUCAUGGCAAACCAGUAUCACAGACUAAAAACGCAAAAUACCUAGGUGUUAUAAUAAAUGAAAAACUAUCAUGGAAUCCACAUAUUGAUGAAACUACAAAAAAAUCAAACAAAGCAUUAGGAUUUAUUAAAAGAAAUUUCUAUAAAUCAAAUAAGAACAUAAAACUAAAAUGUUACUUAACCUUGGUUAGGCCAAUAAUAGAAUAUGCAUCCUCCGUUUGGGACCCCUCAACUCAAGAAAACAUUAAGAAACUGGAACAGACACAAAAUAGAGCAGUGAGAUUCAUAACAAACGAAUAUUCACAUUUGACUAGAGUAACACCUUUAGUAAAAUCACUAAAUUUAGAAAGCCUUCAGGACAGAAGGCUCAAAAGUAAAGUAGCAAUCAUACAUAAAACACUGAACCAUAAUCUUCAAAUACAAAAACAAAAUUUAAUAAAAUACUCUGAAAGACACAAAGAUAAAGGCACAUUCCUCGUCCCAUAUGCUAGGACAAAUUUGUACAAAUACUCCUUCUUCCCUAGUGCUAUUAGAGCAUGGAAUGGGUUGCCUGAGCUAGCCAGGAAAACCAGUGACUUGGCAGAAUUUAAGUCAUUGGUUAAUAUGCAUGACUAAAUGCAUGACGCGUAGGACGUAAUCAUCUUCUUUUUUGAAGUAACGUCUGUAUUAUAUAAGAUAAGAUAAGUUUUGUGUAUUUUAAGUUUAAGUUAUUUAUAUUAGAUAUUAAAUUCUGUGAAACAUUCUAAAUUUAGAAUCUAAAUAUAAUGGAAUCAAAACUUUUUAUGUGUCGGUGAUACACUGACAUAUAUAUUUUCAUUUCAUUUUCGUAUACACAAAUAUUUUCCGGAAAUAGAUCUAGAUUAGUCUAUUAGAUGUCAAUGUUGUCAUAGACUCGAAUCAGAAAAAAAACGUUUAAGUUUAAGUAGACUGAAUCUAUAGAGAUCUAGAUUUAUAGUCUAUAUAGAUCUAAAGGAAUAUUAGCAGUAUGAUGAAAGACAACUCCUCUUUUUCCAAACUGACAUGAUCAGAGUCAUCACAAUUGAUUUUGAAAAAAAAAAGUCUGUCUGUAAUUUUAUUAAUAAAUUUGACAUUUUUCACAUUUAAAAAAUGGAAACAGUUUCAUCUAAUCAAAAUCUCUCUCACCUGAGCUCAAAGUCAGACAAAUCAAAAUCACACAAAGCUAGACAUUGUUCAAAAACAAAAACUAGAAAGCCAAAAAAAGUGAACUCCUUAUCUGAAGGGAAGAACAUUGGAUUUGAUUCAAAUACUGCGAAAUGGAAAUUAAUGCUUUCCCCAAAUCAUCAAAGUCAGAAUGAUCAUGCUUCAAGCUGUUGUUCCAGCGUGAUUGAGGAAUGGAAAUUCAGCUCUCUUAUACUAGCCUGGGGCAGAGAGAGAAUAUUUCAUAUACUGGGAUUACUUAGUCUUAUGAUUUGUGCAAUAUUAUUCACCUUACAGGCCUACAUGGCUUUUAGGUCCUAUCAGAUCAUGCAUCAGUUGAACGUGAAAAAGCAUGUACCAGAGAUGUUGUACCAGUUUUACUUUGACAGUCAUGACUGGCAUAUCAACCUUGACAAAGUGGACUUAAAAGCCAAUACCACCAUAUUUAUUCAUUAAUGUUGACCACAGGACACUAGGUUUAAUCAACCCACCCAAGGCUAACGCCAAAGGAAUGAAGUUAUGGUCACAUAAGUAGUACACCAUUGAACAAACACAGGUGUGACUAUUUGUUAAGUACAUACAGUCACACACUGUACAUUCUCAUACAGACUCCUAUAAUAAAAGCCCAGGAUAGAAUGGAAUGUAAAAUGUGUGUAUCUAUUAACUAGUCAUUUUCCACAUGUAAGUUUAAUAUAACUAGUUUGAAUUUAAACAAAAGAAUGUUCAAUCUGUAAACAAGUAAAUAGGUUUAAAUUGUAAUCAUUUGAUAUACUAUUGUUUAAACAUCUUCAAAUAAGAAAUUAGGAAUACUUCUUACACUUUAUUAUUUUAAAAGCUAUUACUAAUACAGGUGUUGGCCCCCCAAAAUUAAAGUUUUCUUAAUUCCCAAUUACCUUUAUAGUUGGUGACAACUAAUAUAAAAACAAAUAGUGAUAGAUGUGAACAUAGCAUUAGAUCAUGGCCAUCACGUAAGAAAAAAAAUCAGAAUGCACAAAGUUGUUUUUUUAUCUAUUUUCAAAAUCUUCAUAAAACAUCAAAAUACUUUAAUUGAAACAUUUCAUUAUUCAAAAUAUUUUUAUUCCAGCCGAAUUUAUAACUCAAAAACCACAUUGACACCCUUUUACAUCAUUUUGUUAAAAGCUAGAAAUGAUCUUUGAUGACCUUUUUACUAUUUUAUUGGCCAUCAUUAAUUGCACACAACAUAGUCCCUUUGCCAGUAAAUGGAUAGGCUUUUAUAGAAAACAUUUAGUUGUUUAUUAUACAUUGUUACCAGUUUGGAUUCUUAUACUUAUCCCAUCUUGUGCUCUUGGUAAUAUAAAAUGAAAUGUAUAUAUACAACAAAAGUGUUAUUUAGCAGGUAAUAGACCAAGGCUGAGGUAAUAUUGUAUCCAGCACUGAAUGUAUUGAUAGACUGUGAUUUCUAAUUAUAAUUUAUUGCUUUAAAAAUAAUAAAUAUAUUUUUUUUAAAUAAUAGAUAUAAUACGGUUAUUUACCGUACUUUUUGUUUUGUAAAUUUGAUACAUUAUUAGUCAUAUUGCACCAACCUUUUGCAUCUUUGAUUUCAAGAGAUGUUUUAGAAAGGUAACUCAGAUCAAUAUGUGAAAAAAUAAGUAUUUAACAAAUUAAAUACUAGAUAUUAAAAUAAUAAUAAAUAAUGGAAUCAUGACUUCUAUUUAGGUAAGAUUUUUGAGAUUACAAUCUAAUAGAUAAGCCUUAUUAAAAUGUUGGAUUUUGAACUCGUGUGUUUGUAAGUGUUUAAUUUAUAGUUAUAAAAAAAACUGUCUUAAUUCAUGGUUGAUUGUCAGUUUUCUCUUGUUUUAAAAUAUAUAUAUGUUACCCUUUAACUUUCAGUGUAAGUUUUGGUUAUUCAUAUCUCAUACAUCACUUAAUGUAAUCAGCAGGUUCUGUUGAUGUCAUAUUGUAAGUCUCUGAAGCAUUGUAAUCACACUUCUAAAUUAUCUAUAUAGAAAAAAAAAGAAUAUUUAUGUCAAUAUAAAAUUUAAUGGCCUGUCAGCUAUUUGAAUAUUAUGAAUGAAAUGUAGAGUUUCGUUUUAUGUAUUAUAUGUAAGUGCAUUUUUAAUUUUUUUUUUUUUUUAAAAGAUCUCGGGCUCAACCCAGUUGAGGGAAUUAGUUCCUAUGUUGACAUACAAAUGGUAAAUUUGUGUCUAUCCUCCCCCUUUUCUGUCUUUGGAAGUUUGCUGAAGAGGUUUACACACAAAAAAAUACAAUCAUUGUUUAUUGUGAUUAUUCUUAAUUAUUAAGUCUAAAACAAAACUGUAGAGUUCUUGAUUCCUAAGCAAGAAAUUUUCACCCCAUUGGCCUUGGUUUUCAUUACUAAUGAUUUCAGACUUGCAUAUUUGCCAUUAUUUGAGCCUAAAAAAAAUACUGAAAUUCUCAAUAGAAUGUGGUAGGUAUGUGAUUUAAAUCAUCCAAUCAGUGGCCAUAGCUUCCAUGUUUUUAAAACGGAAACAUCUAUUCUCAUUUUUACCAGGGCAUUAUAAGAUGAGUACCCCUUACUGUCCUAGUCAAUCAGAACUAAUCAGCUCCUUUCCCAUGGUAUUAAUAUAUCCUCUCAUGUGGCUGAAAAGUACAACUCUUUAUUGGCAGUGUCAGCAGCACAAUGAAACUUAGCCAUUAAGUAUGGACGUAAUCAUUUUCUAUUUUGAAGUAUCGUCUAUAUUUGAUAAGAUAAGUAGUGGAGAAUGUAACCUGAAAAUAGGGUGUUGUCACUCAGUUAUAUGUCUUGGCUUUCAAACUUGGAGAGGCGGUCAUGAGUUCAAAGACUGGUACUUUGAACUUCAGUCCGGCUAAUGGUUUAAUCCAUGAAAGUAUUUCUUCUUUUCGACUGUGCCAGACUUUCUGAAUUCUAUUUUAAGAGGUUUGGGAAGCCACUUGCCUUUUACUAUAUGGUGACAUACAUGUCCUUGUGCUCAAUCACAGGUUUUUGUCUAGGGAUUUUGAAAGAGAAGAUUUCAGGCUCUCAAGGGAUUAUGGGCACAAUAUGACCUGAAUUGUGCCUAUGUGCCAAAAAUUCAAAACUAAUCAGGAUGAGCUCAAGCCCUUAAUAAAAUAGAGUUUGAUAAUGAUGAUAAGUCUACCCAAUUCUAAAAGGUACCUGACUUACAUGACACUCUUGUGAACUUAUUGGCUUUAUAUUACAUAAGUAUGUAACAAAAUUUACUUGUGAUGUUCUAUUCUGAGAACAGUGUACGUUGUCUUGUUGAAAUGUUAUAUUACGAUUUGACUGUGAAUACUGUUGUCAUUAAUGAAAUGUAUUACAUUCUAAUUGUUACAAAUGAUGUAUUUUAGAAUAGAUGUUUUAUUAAAGUGCAGUUGUACUAUUGAUUUAGGGGGGAGAAAAUUCUCUAUUUCUUCCUGCCCCUACCCGCACACACAUCAUCAAUUAUUCUUGCGUUUAUAAUAAAAUAUGUUGAUGCAUGGAAGAAAAAAAAUUUUUACAGGGACUAUAACAGCUAGAACUCUGGAACUCAAAUCAAAAGUAAAUCUUGUUUAACCCACUUAAAUAAAACCAGCAUUAAAAUUCAUGUUUCCAUGUUCAUAGGUAGCACUACUCAUAGCACUAAAGAUACUUUAGAGAACAAAAUACAUUCCUUAUGGCCUGUAAUAGUUUAUUUAUCCAUUCUUUAAAAGGACCACUUUCAUCUUCCAGUUAGGAUAGUGGUGAUUGAAGCUGUACAGUACCACCUUGUAGACAGUAACAUGAGAUCAGUUUGUGUAUCUAAAUUCUGCUCUUUAUACUUUAGAACAAAUGAUGAGUUAACAUUUUUUUUUGUGUAAAAUCUCAGUUGCUAGGUGUUUAAAGUUUCUCUUUAAAGAUUUUGAAUUUAUUAUUUUUAAAAUAGUUUAAGCAAAAUUCUUAACACUAUAUCUAUUGCAAAACAUAAUACAUAUGUAAAACAUAUUGUUUAUAUUUUUUGUAUGUAUAUGGAAUGUAUUGUAAAAUCCUCACUCAUAUUUAUAUAGCUAAGCAAGAAAGGCCUGUGCACAUUCAAGAAAUAACCCCUUUGCCCUUUAUUGCAAUGAGUCUCUCUGGACUGUCCUCUCGAUGGUCUUGGACUUGAACCCUGCCCGCUGUCUUGUGUGAGGUGUAAUAAUCUUCAUUUCUGAAGGAACAUUCAAAAAAUGUAAAACAAAAGAAUCGAGUGACUUCAGUGACCUACCAUAGUUACUUUAUUUGCCGACACACCACUAUUGUCACAGUGCACCCAAACCUGAAACUUUUCUGCUAAAUAACUUGCUACAGUUUUUUUUAAUUCUCUGCCUAUUUAACCAAAGUGACCCAUCACUUGAUGCUUUAUAAAAUGGUUUCAAAAAUAAUUUCACAGAAGACCUUCAGAUACUCACCUCAUGUUUGCUGACAAUAAUGAGACACAAACUUAUAAGGUGUGAGAGAAAGUGCUAUCUCAUGAUGUGAAGGUAAAUUCAAAUAGCGUUUUGUGUUGCUGUGACUUGGUUUAUCUAUUACAGCUCUAUUGAGAACAAUGCUAUUGUUUUUUUUACUCUUAUACUUUGGUUUCAGUGUAUAUG